Molecule: messenger RNA, 1580 nt
Organism: Amoebophrya sp. A25
Lineage: Eukaryota; Dinophyceae; Syndiniales; Amoebophryaceae
Source: the annotation of a GenBank genome assembly
CCUCAGAGGUGUGCUGCAAAUCUUGAUUGGCUUCAUCUCCCUUUUUAUAAGGUUGAGGUUUAGGUCCAGCGGCGCUCAAAGCACUAAAUAAAACAGCCGGCUCGUUUUUACCUCUAGCGUGUAGCCCUUUCAACCAAACAAUUUACAUUCAUGCAGUUGAGAGCUUAAGGGAAGGUUAAAAAUAGUUUGCUACGUCCUCCUCGAUUCAUCUUCAGAACGAAGUAGCGACCAUUUUACGACGAGGAGGGAUAAGACUUGUUCGUCCACCUAGAACGACCAAGACAAUGACGGCCGCGUUGUCUUCUCCAGCGAUUUCAGGGGGUGGCACCUCUCUACCAUCUGCGACCACGAGCAUGACAUCGAACUCUACGAACAAGGUGAAUCGUUCUGGCGACGCUCUCCGAGGACCACCGCAGAAGACUAUUCCGCUGAACCUGGCAGAACAGGAGAAGCUUCAAACCGGUAGUUGUAGUACAAAUGGUAGUCAAGAAGAAGAUCAAGGCUUCGAGAAUGAACAUCAAGACGUUCGCCGUGCUCCCCGGGUCGAGCGUGAACAUGUACAUGCAGUGUACGAUACAAUCGCAGACCACUGGAGUCAUACGCGGUAUCGCGCGUGGCCAAGAGUGGCGCAGUUCCUAGAGAGUUUGCCUCCGAAUAGCUGUAUCGCAGACUUAGGUAUGGGAAAUGCCAAAAACGUCAUCGCAGCCAGAAGAGACUGUAGAAACAACAUCCGCUACAUCUUCGGAAGCGACAUCUCUGCACCCUUGGUGUUUGGAGCACGGGAGAAAGUCGCUGGAGUCGGUGGAGAGGAGAAUCCUAUAGGAGGUGGAGGUGGUAACACGACAAAGGCUAAUUAUAAAGGAGCGACAGGUGGUUCAACAUCUUCUGGUAAAAAGAAUAGAGCAGGUAAAAAACAAGGAGGUGAUGUAAAACCAGUACUAGAUGAUGGUCAUCGAGAGUCAUCGACUUCUACGCCUGCGACCGAGUCCUCAUCUACUACACUCUCUCCCUCUCCCGCUACAACCCCUUCUCCUCCACCCGCACAAGUUCCCGCUGCAGUCGCUGACCUCGCCGUCGCGGAUUGCGUAAGCCUUCCCUUAAGGACUGGCUUCUUCGAUGCCUCUAUUUGUAUUGCUGUUUUGCACCAUUUGUCGACAGUCGCACGACGUGUGGCUGUGUUGCGUGAGAGUCUUCGUGUGCUAAGACCUGGUGGCCAAUUCCUCGUUUACGCGUGGGCCAUGGAGCAAUCCGAGACAGGCGUCUCCCGUCAUGUCUUCGAGAGCCAAGACGUGCUGGUAAAAUGGCACCACAAACUUCCGGGAGUCAAAAGGGAAGAAGCGUUGGCGAAGAUUCAGGAACAAACGGCCAAAAGUGCGGAUCACGGCGCAUCCUCUGUGAAUGUUGCGGAUCACGGUGUCAUAGACGAGGAGAAAGGAGCAAUUGUGUAUCAAAGGUAUUGCCACGUCUAUAAAGAAGGCGAACUCCAGGACCUCUUUGAGACUCAUCUUUCUGACAUCGCUAGAAUAGAUGAAGUCUACCUAGACACAGGUAAUUGGUGCGUCAGGGCGACAAAGAUAUGA